Molecule: messenger RNA, 849 nt
Organism: Paramecium pentaurelia
Lineage: Eukaryota; Ciliophora; Oligohymenophorea; Peniculida; Parameciidae
Source: the annotation of a GenBank genome assembly
AUGCAAUUAAUGAUUGAUUUUAGAAUUAAUUUCAUUAUUAAUUAUGAGAAAACUAGAAAAUUAAACAGGAGAAUAAGCUAGUGCAUUCAAAAAUAAGCUCAAAAAGCAAAGGGAAAUAGAACAGUCUUCGAGGCAGACUGUAACUAUAUUAUUAUAUUUAUAGUAAAUUUUAAUGGAGCUCCAAAAAAAUUUGUUAAAUUAAAUGAGUCUAAAUAGACUUUGAAAUCAAUUAAAGAUUAAAUUGAUUAUUUUGGAUAUGAGAUUGAACUUUUUAAUAUUAAGAAUGAAAGAGAUGUUGGUAAAUUUGAUGAUAGUGGAUAUUUUAUAUUUGAUAGAGCUAAAGAUAAAUCAGUAAAGUAUAUUUACUGUUUUACAAUAGUGAUGCUUGGCUUGAUUAAUUAGAUUAAAGUAAUAUAAGAAAAUAAAGAAGAAGUAGAAGUAGUAGAGAAUUAAUAAACAACAGAGAAGUAGAAAUAAUAGGAGGAACCUAAAGAAAAUCAAGAUGUUAAAUUGGAAUAGCUUUCAAUUGAUUAAUUAAAGGAAAUUCGUUAUGAACUUCUUGAAACAAAUGAAAAUGCAUCCUAAGCUAUGAAGAGGGUUAGAACAAAAUUAGCAAAACUAUAGAAAAAAGUGUUUAAGAAAAAUGUAAGAAAAGGAAAUUCUAAAUAAAAUUAAAACUAAAUGACAUAAGAAAAUAUUUAUGAUGCUUAUGAUGAAUCAAAAUAAACUUUGGAUAUUUUAGUUGAUAUCUGUAAUACUAUAGUCAAGAAAUCAAAUGAUCCUUCGAUUUAUUAUAUAAAAAAAAAGAAGAAUUAAUACCUCAAAAGUAUCCCAUUUAGAACAGGAUGA